AUGGAUUUGACAUGUGGGUUUGAUGUUUUGUAUCGUUUAAUUAUUGAAGCUACAUUUUUAUAUUUGGACCUAUUUUCAGGAAUUCUAAACUCGUUUACACUAGUGAAUUUGAUCGAGGAUGUUUUCGAGGACACUAGAAUCCCUAUUUCUGAGGUAACCGGGAGGAUCUUGGCGAAGGUUAUUGAGUAUUGCAAGAAGCAUGUUGAGGCUGAGAGUUCCGAUGGAAAGCCCUCCGAGGAUGAAUUGAAGAAAUGGGAUGCUGAAUUCGUCAAGGUUGAUAAGCCUACACUCUUUGAUCUUAUCUCGGCUGCCAACUAUUUAGACAUCAAGAGUCUAUUGGAUCUUAUCUUCGGAAAGAGAUGUAGGAACUUGAAGCGGUACUUUAUAUUUCCAUAA
Medicago truncatula (barrel medic) is the source of this 396-nucleotide messenger RNA. RefSeq names its product SKP1-like protein 4. Gene Ontology annotation, biological process: ubiquitin-dependent protein catabolic process. NCBI's taxonomy places the organism in Eukaryota, Viridiplantae, Streptophyta, Magnoliopsida, Fabales, Fabaceae. Bases 1 to 396 code for a protein of 131 amino acids. The record is from RefSeq and is a predicted model, not a curated record. The transcript is spliced from 2 exons.